This is a messenger RNA of Asparagus officinalis (garden asparagus), 1929 nucleotides long. Its product is annotated as RNA-binding KH domain-containing protein RCF3. The coding region runs from base 1 to 1572 and encodes 523 amino acids. NCBI's taxonomy places the organism in Eukaryota, Viridiplantae, Streptophyta, Magnoliopsida, Asparagales, Asparagaceae. Gene Ontology annotation, biological process: regulation of gene expression. Gene Ontology annotation, cellular component: cytoplasm; nucleus. The record is from RefSeq and is a predicted model, not a curated record. The transcript is spliced from 9 exons. Gene Ontology annotation, molecular function: mRNA binding.
AUGGGGGAGUGGUUAGACAGGACGAAAUGGAGGAGGCUGAAGAGGGGAGAGGGAGGGAGGGAAGUGACGACGAGGCUCGUGGUGCCGAGGCUGCAUGUUGGGUGUUUGAUGGGGAAGGGAGGGAAGAUUAUUGAGCAGAUGAGGAUGGACACGAGGACGCAUAUUAGGAUACUUCCGAGAGAUGAUUACACGCCAAGGUGCGUGUCCAUGGCCGAGGAGAUUGUUCAGGUUGUCGGAGAAAGUACUUGUGUGAAAAAAGCUGUAGAAAUAAUUUCAGCUCGUCUAAAGGAGAGUUUGCAUCGUGAUCGUGGUCCUUUUCGAAGAUUACAUUCACAAGAUUAUUUUCCACCUGACGAUGAGUAUGUUAGUGGUUCACAUCAUCAACCACCCGUGGAAGGACUUGAUUUAGAACCACGCUCUUCUCUAGGACAAAGUAGACCUAGGAACAUUACCUCUGGCUCACAUCCAUCUGGAUAUGCAUUUGAUAUGGAUGCUGAUUCCAUUAAUGAACGUCCACAAUUAUUGCCCUAUGAAGACCUUGUAUUCCGGAUUCUUUGCCCGAACAAUAAGGUUGAGGAUAUCAUGGGAGCAUCAGAUGGAAUCAUUGAAAUGCUUCAAAGUGAAAUUGGCGUAGAAGUGAGGGUUAACGAUUCUGUGCCUGGCUGUAGUGAAAGUGUUAUUAUCAUCACUUCGGAAGAGGGUCCAGAUGAUGAUCUUUUUCCUGCUCAGGAAGCUUUAUUGCAUAUCCAAACACACAUUGUAGAUCUUGGUCCUGACAAGGAUAAUGUCAUAACAACAAGGCUUCUGAUUCCAGCAAGUGAAAUUACAUGUCUGGAGGGAAGAGAUGGUUCAUUAUUAGAUAUACAGAGAUUGACGAAUGCUAAUGUGCAAAUAUUACCAAAGGAAGACCUUCCUCCUUGUGCAUUGGAGGCUGAUGAGCUCAUACAGAUUGUAGGGGAGAUAAGAGCUGCUCGCAAUGCUCUUGUCCAAGUGACUGCUAAAUUACGCAGUUAUCUUUAUCGUGACAUCUCCACUCGUGACGUUUCCACUCCGAAAGAUAUGCCACCCCCAUCUAUUUCGACACCAAACCAUGCUGUUAAUAUUGCUGGACCUGGAAGUGAUCUAGGUUCUGUUAAAAGUUCACCUCGUGAAGCAUACCAAUGCAAUGAGCCUCCCUCAUCAGUUAAUCAAAAUGUCAAUACAACACCUUUCACAUGGCAACAGAAGGAUAAUGGCGAUAGUUCAAGUGCAUCACUUGAGCAGAAAGAAAUUAAUGCUAAUGAUGAAGGAAGACAAAGUGCGAUUAAAAGAUUCAGUGCUCCAUUAGUUACUAAGAGUAUACUCGAAGUCGUUAUACCACAAAAUGCAGUUCAGAGCUUACUUAUGAGAUCAGGAAGCAAGCUUGUCCUGAUCAGUGAGAUGUCUGGAGCAUCCGUUAACUUAAUAGAAGAUCAACCGGAGCAGACUGAAAAGGUUGUACGAAUAUCUGGGACCCCAGAGCAGUCUGAGAGGGCUCAGAGCCUACUCCAGGGAUUUAUAUUAAGCACACAAGAUGACGUUCCAUCAAGCUAAAUAAGCGAUGGCCAUGCUGAAGUUUACUUCCUCAGGAGUACCAUUAACUUUCACACUCCGGAUCUGUUACUGGUUUUCCCUUCACCAGGUGAAUCAAGAUAUUGGUUCCCUAUCUCUCAUAUAGAAGGUACACAGGGCUUCCAUUUGGCUGCCAGCUUAGCUAGUACUAUUGCGUGUCAUUUACCAAUUCAACUGGCUAAAUUUAAAUGUAACCAUUAGAAUCCCUGACAUGCAUCUUUCUAUGUGACAACUGAACAAUAAUAUAGAAUGCUAUCAUCUGUAAAAGAUUCCUAUGAUGCCUAAGGUGGAUAUCUCCUUGAAACAUGCUAUGUAUAGCUCAUGAUUUGUCCGUGUUGA